AUGCUUCGCUUUGCGCGCUCGUACUUUGCCGCGGCGUUCCCUCUCUUCGGUGUCCAGAUGUACAACAGUGAGUUGAAACCACGCAGCAACAAUGAAAAGGCGGUCACUGAUCAGGAAGAUCUCGGCUACCAGUGGGCGACGACACUACUAGCCUUUUUGGCCCUUGUCAUGGCACCGUAA
Didymosphaeria variabile is the source of this 180-nucleotide messenger RNA. RefSeq lists its product as uncharacterized. The transcript has 2 exons. The record is from RefSeq and is a predicted model, not a curated record. Bases 1 to 180 code for a protein of 59 amino acids. NCBI's taxonomy places the organism in Eukaryota, Fungi, Ascomycota, Dothideomycetes, Pleosporales, Didymosphaeriaceae.